AUGAUGUCCUUUAUCUCUCUGCUCCUGGUUGGCAUCAUGUUUCCUGCCAUCCAGGCAAAGCAAUUUACUAAAUGUGAGCUGUCCCAGGUUCUGAAAGACAUGGAUGGCUUUGGAGGCAUUGCCUUGUCUGAAUGGAUCUGUACUAUAUUUCAUACCAGUGGUUAUGAUACACAAACCAUAGUCAAUAACAAUGGCAGCACAGAAUAUGGACUCUUCCAGAUCAACAAUAAAGUUUGGUGCAAGGACAAUAAGAUCCUUCAGUCAAGGAACAUCUGUAACAUCCCCUGUGACAAGUUCCUGGAUGAUGACCUUACUGAUGACAUGACUUGUGCCAAGAAGAUUCUGAACAAGGAAGGAAUCGACUACUGGUUGGCCCAUAAACCACUCUGCUCUGAGAAGCUGGAACAGUGGCACUGUGAGAAGUUGUGA
Neogale vison (American mink) is the source of this 429-nucleotide messenger RNA. RefSeq names its product lactalbumin alpha (gene LALBA). The coding region runs from base 1 to 429 and encodes 142 amino acids. Gene Ontology annotation, biological process: lactose biosynthetic process. The transcript has 4 exons. The record is from RefSeq and is a predicted model, not a curated record. Lineage: Eukaryota; Metazoa; Chordata; Mammalia; Carnivora; Mustelidae. Gene Ontology annotation, molecular function: calcium ion binding; lactose synthase activity.